CGAUGGCGUGCUUGCAGCAGCAGCACUGCAGCACUGGUUUGACAUAUAUAGCAACCCAUCCUCAUACUUCACUUCCAUUCACAAUAUCUUCCUAGGUAUACAUCAUGGCCUCCGCAGCAGUCCAGCUCCCCACGGGGAAUACCACCCUACCCACUCAGAAACCCGUUACCGGAUCUUCCGGCCCGCACCAUGUGCAGACCACCCUUAACUAUAUCAAAGAGCUUCCGGAUGGAUCGCACCUGGCUCCCGCUUACGUGGGCGUUCCAUCUAGCUACGAACGACCCAGUGCCGUGUUGCCGGUGACUAUCCACGAUGUCAGUGGCCACGAGCUGGAUUAUACACUAGAUGGCAACGGAUUCCAGUUCUACUACCAUACCAGUGCGGAGAAGGACUUUCUUGACGAGGACAAGAUUAAACAAGAGUAUUAUCCGGAGAUUGACCAGCUGUUGAAAGAUGCAACCAACUGCACCCGCACCUUCAUCUUCGACCACACCAUCCGCCGCCCCUCCUCCACCCCCAACACCCCCCAUCCAGCCUCCGCACCCCGCUACGCGGCCUCCACCGCACGGGUAAAACACCACCUCCCGGACCUCGCCCCAUCGCUUCUCAAAUCGCGCUACCAAAUCAUCAACGUCUGGCGACCCAUCAAAACCAUCACCCGGGAUCCCCUCGCCGUCGCAGACGCCCAUACCGUCCCGGAUAGCGAUCUCAUCCCAACCAAACUGAUCUACCCCGAUCGAGAGGGAGAAACCUGUUCCGUGAAGCCGAAUCCAGACGUGAAAUGGUAUUAUCGGCAUCGACAGGGACCGGAUUUGGUAACGUUGAUUAAGUGUUUUGAUUCGAAGACGGAUGGACGCGCGAGGAGAGUGCCUCAUAGUGCGUUUGUGGUGCCGGGGACGGAGGGGGAGCCGGCGAGGGAGAGUAUUGAGGUUAGGGUUUUGGUGUUUCAUGAGGAUGAUCUUGAUUGACUCGGUGCUGAGCGGAGCGAAGCACGGGGUCAGAAGAGUAGGGUAUUUCCUAUCAGGAGAGAAUGUUUAUGAAAUCGUUUUUUGUUAAUAUUUAGUUAGGGUUGGGGGAGAUUCAUGAGAAUGAUCUUGGAUGAAUGUGCUUCGCUUCGCGAAGCACGGGUGUGGAGAGGAGGGAUUUCUUCUUUCUUCCUCUUUUUCAAUUGGAGAGAUAUAUGAAGUCUUAUAGCAUGAGUUAGGGCUCCGAUGUUAUCUAUCUCUAUCGAUAUCGAUAAGGCUAAGCCCGGCACAGACCAGACAGAGGGAGAAUGGCAGGAUCCACAACCACAACAUUAACAAUCAUCAAUUUCCCCAAAUAAACUAC
Molecule: messenger RNA, 1329 nt
Organism: Aspergillus sclerotioniger CBS 115572
Lineage: Eukaryota; Fungi; Ascomycota; Eurotiomycetes; Eurotiales; Aspergillaceae
Exons: 3
Coding region: 105-968 (287 amino acids)
Molecular function (GO): oxidoreductase activity
Source: RefSeq, a predicted model, not a curated record